CUCGCCACCGUCUCCCGUCGCCAACUCCAGCGCUCCCCUCUCUUCUUUCCAUUUCCGUUCCUCCCAGCCCCCGAUCCCUAAACCCUACCUACCCCAAACCCUCGGCGGCGGCGGCGGCGGAAGGGACUGUUGGGUUUCCUUGUAUCCUCCGGCAUCGUCAUGGGGUGCUUCCUCUCCUGCUUCCGCGGCGGCUCCGAUCCGUCCGGCGAUCUCCGCGACCCGCUCGUGAGGGAGAGCCGCCUCGGGGACGCCUUCCUGAACGACGAGAAAAAGUUUGAUGAAGCUACUGGAAAGCCGGAUGCGGUGGCGGCUUAUGGCCAUGGAGUUGACGAGGAGCUUCGGAGAGAGGCCAAUUAUCUCAAGUCAUGUGGCACAAUCUCACAAACGCCACCGGAAAUUCUAGAUUCAGUCCCAAUCAAUUCAGAAGAUGCUGAUGAGGCCAAUUAUCUCAAAUCAUGUGGCACAAUAUCCCAAACUCGACCGGAGAUUCUAGAUUCAAUCCAAGUCAAUUCAGAAGAUGCUAAGGAGUGCGGUGACACACCAACCAACGUGCAGCUGAUGAAAGAUGCAGUGCUACUUGAAGAAAACUCAUCUGAAUUGCUCAACUCUGGUGAGCAUGAUGUAUCGACAUGUAAGGAGGACAUUGAUGAAGGUACUCUCGGGGUGGGAUCAGAAACUCAGUCAUCCUUACAGGACAAGCCUUUAUAUCAGAAUGUUAGAGAUCAAAGCACUGAUUCCAAUGAUUCACCUUACCCAACCCCUCUGGUCCUAAGGGGUGACAUUCAGACCCCUGGAACUAUUUAUACUGCUUAUAAGGAGACUUCGAAGCCUGGAAAGCGUACAAGGGCUAGCAGACAGUUCAUCUACCCUGUUCUGCGACCCAUCGAGAACAAGAUGCAGUGGAUGGAACUAAAAGCUGAGUCUCCUGUGCUAGCAUCCAAUCCUCCAAAAAGGAGAAAUCUGAGCGCAGAUUACAGCGAGAAGGCUCAGCAAACGUUUACAAGUUCCACAGUUACAGAGACCGAAUCUUCAGAAUAUGUAUCCUUCCCAAUUCAUGACAACUGUGCAGUGCAGAUUGAAGUGAUGUCACCUGAUGAACCCAAAGACCAAAAUAUCAACCAACAGCAGGAUGAAGGUGAACACCUAUUGGAGCAGAGUUCAGAAUAUGGAAAGCGUGGAGUCACAAGCCUGUCUCAUUGGCUGAAGCCAUCUUCUGCAGAUGAUGAGAGCAAGUGCAGCCCUGAUGAUGGCAACGUUGGGAAGGAGACAUGGUAUGAGACGAGCGUCUCUGAUGUGCCUAUCUUUCCUGCAUUUGGUUUCAACUGGGAAACCGACAACCCAACUCCUGUGUUGCCCAAGGCAUGGGACGGCAACGGCAUCCCAAAUACCACUACCAAAUACAAAGAGGACCAGAAAGUCAGCUGGCAUGCCACGCCAUUUGAAGAAAGGCUGUUGAAGGUUUUGUCCGACGAGAAACCUCGCCAUGAAAGGAAAAUCAGCGGAAAGCUUAUCCACCUCGAGGAAAACGCCGAGUAGAGAUGGCCUUGCAAGCUUGGAGACGCCCUGGCCGUCCUCGGCAUCAUGAACCGUCUGAGAAUGGUCCAGUCCAGGUGUUUGCCAACUCACCAUAUGAACUCCCCUCCCGGUACCGUCCGUGCCCGUUUUUUCAACCGCAUGCCGUCUGUAAAUAGAGUUUUUUUGAGUGCCUGAUGAAACACAUUCUUUCGAACUCCAUCCUGCGCCGCUGCGUAAAUCUGGGACCAGCCAGCCCUUGGCUGUCAACCGCGUGUAGUUUUGCCCGUCGAUGAACUGGUUUGCUCUGUUGUUGCGGGGGGACCCAAAAACGGUGAAUUAUACUGUGCAUUGUGACAACAUCAGCUCUGGAUUGGCGUGUGUGUGUGUGGAGGUGUGGUGUCAUCAUCAUCAGUAAUAAAAGACAAGAAGAGUACUACUCAAAGACAAGCUUGUGGUGCGGUUUUCUUGAGAAA
Sorghum bicolor (sorghum) is the source of this 1988-nucleotide messenger RNA. RefSeq names its product protein JASON. NCBI's taxonomy places the organism in Eukaryota, Viridiplantae, Streptophyta, Magnoliopsida, Poales, Poaceae. The record is from RefSeq and is a predicted model, not a curated record. Gene Ontology annotation, biological process: male meiosis II. The transcript is spliced from 9 exons. Bases 160 to 1536 code for a protein of 458 amino acids.